AUGAAGAAUACUAUCUAAGUUUAGCUAUCGAAAUUUUAGGAGGACUUAGAGAAAAGAUUAUUCCCAGUACACCUGAAGAUUAUGUGAGCAUUUACACUGAUUGUUGGGAUAAUGAACCAGAUAAUCAUCCAUCGAUGAAUCAAGUAGUUGAUGAAUUAUAUGCAAUCAAGACAGAAAGUGAUGAAUAUGAUAAUGAAUCAGAUAAAUCACAUUCUGAAUUAGAUAAUGAAAAUAAUAGUAAUGAACUGAAUUAUUUCGAUCUUGAUAAUGGUGCUAUUUAUGGUGCUAUUGUUAAUAAGAAAUCACGUGAAAAUUCUAUACCCCACACUCCCAAGGAUUAUGAAAUACUUUAUCAAAAAUGUUGGGAACAAGAACCUAAAGAUAGACCAUCCAUCAUAGAAGUAUUAGAGGAAAUUUCGAUAAUGAACUUUGAAGACAAAUCAGUUAAAGAUCAAAUUACAAAAGAACUUUGUCUUGUUAUGGAAUAUGCGGAUGGUAGUAACCUUCAAUGUUAUCUUAAGAAUAAGUUUAAAGUUUUAUCCUGGAAUAAUAAGAAAAAUUUAGCAUUUCAAAUCGCAGAUGGAUUAAAUUAUUUACAUAAUGAAAAUGUCUUACAUAGAGAUCUUCAUUCGAAGAAUAUAGUUAUUCAUAACGAUAAUGCUAAAAUUACAGAUUUUGGUAUUUCAAAAAUUGAAAAUAAUCCUACUAGGCACCUUGGACCAUGUGGUAGUUCCGCUUAUAUGGAACCACAGAUACUUAAAGAUCACAAGUUUAUAUAUAUUAAAGCAUCAGAUAUUUAUAGUUAUGGUGUAUUGAUGUGGGAAAUUUCUAGCGGAUAUUCUCCAUUUAAAGGACUUGAUAAUUUGGCUAUUCAAUUUGCUAUAGCUUUUCAUGAAGAUCAUUUCGCAGAAACUUCAAAUAAUAGCAACCCUAAUUCAGGAUCACAAAUCGAUAAUGCUCAAAUUGAUACUUAUAAGGAUCUUUCUGUUCCUUAUAAUUAA
This is a messenger RNA of Funneliformis geosporum, 1001 nucleotides long. Lineage: Eukaryota; Fungi; Glomeromycota; Glomeromycetes; Glomerales; Glomeraceae. The record is from the annotation of a GenBank genome assembly.